AUGUUUGUGACGGAUUUUGUGGCCCCCAGGAUAGGCUACUUGCCUUUGUUGAUUUCGCUUUUGAAGCCUCACUUCAGCACCGCGCUUCCCCCUGGAGUUGACACCAUUUGGUUUGAAUACAAGGGCCUUCCUCUUAAGUGGUAUAUACCCACUGGUGUUCUUUUUGAUCUUCUAUGCGUGGAGCCCGAGAGGCCGUGGAAUUUGACGGUACACUUUAGAGGAUAUCCAAGUAAUUUGGUGCUUCCCUGUGAAGGUGAAGACAACGUGAAGUGGAGCUUUAUAAACUCAUUGAAAGAGGUCAGUUGUGUGAUUUCUUGUGUGUGUGCAUCGAAUUCUGACGGUACUUGUUUGAUUAAUAACAUGAUACUUUAUGCCUAUAUCACUUGA
Cajanus cajan (pigeon pea) is the source of this 387-nucleotide messenger RNA. NCBI's taxonomy places the organism in Eukaryota, Viridiplantae, Streptophyta, Magnoliopsida, Fabales, Fabaceae. The record is from RefSeq and is a predicted model, not a curated record.